CAUUUGUAUUGGCUAUCAGAAGCGCUAAAUCUUGCAAGGUCUUCCUUACUUCAGUCAGAAUGUACUAAUUACCCAUGCUCCUGUUUAUCCGACAGCAGUGCCCCUUGCUCGCUUCUAAUUGUAGAUCACAGACCCAUAACAAAUGCUGAUAAUCCAAGCCCGCUUGGUCACAAGAAUGGCCUACUUCUUGCCGCCUGUGUUACCCGGCCUCCUUCAGCAAUUGGUUCAAGCGAUACUAAACUGGACUUUUAUGAGGGAUCCAGUGUGAAUAUUUCACAGAUCGAGCCUCGAGGUUCUCGGUUAGACCAUGCUUCAUUUCUGUCAAUUGAUGUCGUUGCUAGUCUUCAUCGCAACUCAGCCUCGAACCAAGAUUACCUAUGUACUGGACUAGAUGCUUACGCCUCAUCAGAGCCAUGUGUAAUGUGCGGUAUGGCCCUGUUACAUAGUAGGAUCGGCCGAGUUUUUAUCUGCGCUGGUGGUACACAUACCUGGGGAGCGUUCAGUUCGCCUCUGAGACUACAUAUGAAUAAGAAGCUAAAUCAUCGUUUUAAUGUUUUUGUUUUAUCUCAUUCUGACCAAAAAGCCUCUUGUGGAGCCUAA
Molecule: messenger RNA, 600 nt
Organism: Protopolystoma xenopodis
Lineage: Eukaryota; Metazoa; Platyhelminthes; Monogenea; Polystomatidea; Polystomatidae
Source: the annotation of a GenBank genome assembly